This is a messenger RNA of Pocillopora meandrina, 786 nucleotides long. Lineage: Eukaryota; Metazoa; Cnidaria; Anthozoa; Scleractinia; Pocilloporidae. The record is from the annotation of a GenBank genome assembly.
AUGUACUCUGGUUUCAGUGUUAUAACUUGUUUGGCAUUUCUCCAGAGCCUUCUCAAACUGGAACUAUUUGCCCUUGCUUGUACUGAAAACUUUGAAUGUGAUCAAAAAAACUCGUCGGCAGGGAUCAUUUGUUGUUCAAGUGCUUGCAAACCAUGGUGGAAUUGUCCCGAUGCUUGCAUCUCGGACGAUACUUGCAAUGGUGGAAAGAUUUGUUAUCGUAAUCGCUGUGAGAAUCCGGAUAUCAGUUUUCCAGCGUUUUGUAGCUAUAAUACAGACUGUCCUGAAGAUGAAGAAUGCGAAUCUGGUCAAUGCAAGCCAGCACCGCGACCUGUUACUCCUGAAAAUUCAGAGAAUGUUCAAGUAAGCUUUCAUUUUGAUCAACGCAUAUUCGUCAUAGUUGGAGCCGUUUUCGGUGUCUUGAUCUUUGUUGUCGCUGUUAGUUAUGGUUCGUAUCGCUGUUACAAAAAACGUAGGAGACAAAGAUUUUCCCGAGGAGUUUAUUCUGCGUCUACCCAGGUGGGCCAUGGUGUAAAUUUAUUUUCACCUUCACGUAACGAAGUUGAAACGUUUGCGUUGAACAGAACCAGUCCGACAUUAAAUCCAAUUAUUGGCUUUUCUCGUCCUCAAAUACCGCCUCCUGCUUAUGAUGCAGUCACGCUAGACAGUAGUUUGGACGUGGAAUCUUCAUCACCGCCACCUUAUGAUGAUCUAGUCGGUGGAUGUGCUGCGAGAGUUUGCGACGAAGAACAGGUAAAUCUUAAGAUCUGUUCAGCAAUUCUCCGUUAG